GAUGAUGCUGAAGAUGCUGUCCUUUAAGCUGCUGCUGUUGGCCGUGGCUCUGGGCUUCUUUGAAGGAGAUGCUAAGUUUGGGGAAAGAAGCGAAGGGAGCGGAGUGAGGAGGAGAAGGUGCCUGAAUGGGAACCCCCCGAAGCGCCUGAAAAAGAAAGAUAGGCGGAUGAUGUCCCAGCCGGAACUGCUGAGUGGGGGAGAGAUGCUGUGUGGUGGCUUCUACCCUCGACUGUCCUGCUGCUUGCGGAGUGACAGCCCCGGGCUGGGGCGCCUGGACAGCAAGAUAUUUUCUGUUACCAACAACACAGAAUGCGGGAAGUUACUGGAGGAAAUCAAGUGUGCCGUUUGCUCUCCACAUUCUCAGAGCCUGUUCUACUCACCUGAGAGAGAAGCCUUGGAAAGAGAUCUGGUACUUCCCUUGCUCUGCAAAGACUAUUGCAAAGAAUUCUUUUAUACUUGCCGAGGCCAUAUUCCAGGUUUACUUCAAACUACUGCUGAUGAGUUUUGCUUUUACUAUGCAAGAAAAGAUGGUGGCCUGUGCUUUCCUGAUUUUCCAAGAAAACAAAUCAGAGGACCAGCCUCUAACUACUUGGACCAGAUGGAAGAAUAUGACAAAGUGGAAGAGAUCAGCAGAAAGCACAAACACAACUGCUUCUGUAUCCAGGAGGUUGUGAGUGGGCUGCGCCAGCCUGUCAGCGCCCUUCAGAGUGGGGAUGGCUCCCACCGCCUCUUCAUUCUGGAAAAAGAAGGUUACGUGAAGAUCCUUACCCCCGAAGGAGAAAUUUUCAAGGAGCCUUAUUUGGACAUUCACAAACUUGUUCAGAGUGGAAUAAAGGGAGGAGAUGAAAGAGGACUGCUAAGCCUUGCAUUCCAUCCCAAUUACAAGAAAAAUGGAAAGCUAUACGUCUCUUAUACCACCAACCAAGAACGGUGGGCUAUGGGGCCUCAUGAUCAUAUUCUUAGAGUUGUGGAAUACACAGUAUCCAGGAAAAACCCCCAUCAAGUUGAUCUACGAACAGCCAGAGUAUUUCUUGAAGUCGCUGAACUCCACAGAAAGCACCUGGGGGGACAGCUGCUCUUCGGUCCUGACGGCUUUCUGUACAUCAUCCUCGGUGACGGGAUGAUCACACUGGAUGAUAUGGAAGAAAUGGAUGGAUUAAGCGACUUCACAGGUUCCGUGCUCCGGCUGGACGUGGAUACUGACAUGUGCCACGUGCCGUACUCCAUACCUAGGAGCAACCCGCACUUCAACAGCACCAACCAGCCCCCAGAAGUGUUUGCCCACGGCCUCCAUGAUCCAGGCAGAUGCGCUGUGGAUCGACACCCCACUGAUAUAAACAUCAAUUUAACAAUACUUUGUUCAGACUCCAAUGGAAAGAACAGCUCAUCGGCCAGAAUCCUACAGAUCAUAAAGGGGAAAGAUUAUGAAAGUGAGCCAUCACUUUUAGAAUUCAAGCCAUUCAGUAAUGGUCCUUUGGUUGGUGGAUUUGUUUACCGAGGCUGCCAGUCAGAAAGACUCUACGGAAGCUACGUGUUUGCAGAUCGUAAUGGGAAUUUCUUAACCCUCCAGCAAAGUCCUGUGAGCAAGCAAUGGCAAGAAAAACCACUCUGUCUUGGCAACGGUGGUUCCUGUAGAGGUUACUUUUCAGGUCACAUUUUGGGAUUUGGAGAAGACGAAUUAGGUGAAGUUUACAUUCUAUCAAGUAGUAAAAGUAUGACCCAGACUCACAAUGGAAAACUCUACAAAAUUAUCGAUCCCAAAAGACCUCUGCUGCCUGAGGAAUGCAGGGCCGUGGUCCGGCCCGCCCAGGCCCUGACGUCCGAGUGCUCCCGGCUCUGUCGGAACGGCUACUGCACCCCUACGGGAGCGUGCUGCUGCAGUCCCGGCUGGGAAGGGGACUUCUGCAGAGUCGCGAAAUGUGAGCCAGCGUGUUGCCACGGUGGUGUCUGUGUUAGACCCAACAAGUGCCUCUGUAAAAAAGGAUAUCUUGGUGCUCAGUGUGAACAAGUGGACAGAAACCUCCGCAGAGUGACCAGGGCAGGUAUUCUUGAUCAGAUCAUUGACAUGACGUCUUAUUUGCUGGAUCUAACCAGUUACAUUGUAUAGUUUCUGGGACUGUUUGACUGUUCCUUUCCAGUGGGCAUUUAUUUUUUUAUCCUGUCAUUAAAAAGAACAACUGUUAUCUUGCUACACACUCCUGUGAUUUCAUUUUCUUUGAUUAAUUUAAAAGUCAUUUCCAGAAAUGUGCAGGUCUUGUGUGUGUAUAUUGGCAUGUUUGUUCACAUAUGCACGUAUACACACACACUCAAAACCCCUAUGCGUGUGGUUGCAUAACAGAUGGGUUUUAAAAAUAUGUAUUUCCUUGCGUGGAGUAAUUUCCCCGGAAAUUCCAUUGUAAAUUGGUAACGGCAUUUUUAUGUCACCAGAAGAGAUUAUUUGAUUUCCCAGGAAUUUUCUGUCUGUAAUCACUGAAGUCUACUUCAAUGGAGUUUUAAAACAUUACUGUGCAAUCUGAUGGAUUGAAUUUUAAAAGGCCAUAUUUUUAUAUUAAUAUUAAAGGAUUAUAAUAUGAGAGAAUGUUUCAGCCCUGAUUAAUUUCUAAGUGGGCAAUGGUAUAAAAUUGCAAUCUGCAUUUUUAUCAAUGUAUCCAAUUAUAGAAUGUUAACGCACUUACCUUUUUAUUGGCAGAGAAAUCUGGUUACUCUAGCUUAAUUUCAAGAUAGUUUUCAAGUGUUUUCAAUUAAAUCAUAACAGCAUAUUCUAAAACCAAUCUUCCUAAAAGGUCUGCUUUUAUUGUAUAGUUUAUUUAACAAUAGGCACUGGGUUUGUGUUACAUAUUUAUAUUUUUUAUUUUAUUUUUAUAAUAUAGACAUCACCUAGAUGAAACACCUUUACCCUGUCCUGUAAAAUACUAAAGUUACAUUUUUCACCAACUUAAUUGGAAAGAAGGGGAGUGAGAAAGCAAACAGCCUUUAAUGUGCUGUGGAUCUAAUCUAGCAAUGUAUCUUUGUGCCAACAUGUAACCAUUAACGACGGAUGAAAAAGCAAGAAAACAGCCACUCAUUAUAAAAUUCCAGCACUAAACAUUCGUAAAAUGCUUUUCACCAUAGCAAGCCUGUCAGAGAGAAUAUGUGAUUAGAAUGUUGUGGGUUUCACACUGAAUCGAACCUCACUGGAAAAAGAGUUCACUCGUUUUGAACAAAUCUUGCCUAUGUAAGCUGUCACUUGUACGAAUUUUUAAUAUGUUCAUUCUUGCCAAAUAUGACUUUUAAUGUGUACAUUCCUUCAGAACUCAAUGAAAAUCCUCUCUGGUUCAUGUAUGAAUAAAUAUCCUGUAAAUGUUCUUUUGGGUUUUUCAAGAAAUAUCAUGUUCUAACUUAAACUGCAGAAACUCAGGUAGACGCUUCUCUUCGUGGUUUUUGAAGUCAGCGUGCCAUGUUUGGAUUAUAAAGAAUUAUCAGGACAUUUUGCACCUCUGAAGAAACAUCGACUCAUGACAUGUGGGCCCCCACUUUCGGUUGCCCUUCUUUAACAUCUCUCCCUCCAGAGUCUAAACUGUAGAGCAGGGCAGAUUAUACAACACAGAUUGACUUCCCAAACCUACUCCUUACCUUUAAGAACAGAAGCGUCAAUUUAAAAAAUAAACAAAACCUUGCAACUCGUAUUUGUUUAUUGUUGGAAAGCAAGAGAUUUGCAAUGAAAGCACAGGGAGAAACCACCAAGUAGAAAGUUUGGUUAAGUACCCUGUUCUUGUCUGCCAUAUAUGAUUGCUUAAGUUUCAAGUGACCUCAUGCCCAAUGGAAAUGGGUUGACAAGUCUUGGUUCAGUGCUUAGUGAACAAUAGCCUGCAUUAAAAAGUGCAUGCAUAAUUUUGCACAAUUUAGAUUUCAAUGGACAGUCUAUUCAAAGAAAUCUCAGGAUUAAAUGAGCAUGGAGACCAAAUUGCCCUCUUACCCCAGAAAAGGGGUGGUCCCUUCUAGUCACACGAACACUUCAUUGGCCCAACAGUGUGGCAAAUCUUGCAGUGAACCCUGCCGUAGCCCGCAUCUGUAGGUUAAUAGCAGUCUUUUGUCCCUGUGGCUUUCUCUUCAUGGCCCUUUUACUGAAUUCCAUCACAGAAAGUUUUACAAUUAAAAAAAAAAAAUGUCCUGACAACCAUUUUUGUAAAUGGACCCUACCAUCUCCUCAUCUCUUAUUCAACGUGGGUGACAUUCACAAAAUGUGAGCUUCUUGUGAGGGAGCCAGCUGUCUAAAUCUGUCAAAUCGUGCAGUUUUAUUACACAUUCGCCUGUUCAUAGUUUCACUGAAAACAAUAAGGAUACUGCCAUAUAUUCAGCCAAAUUCAAAAAAAAAACAAAAAGAGCAUUUUUUCUGACAUCUUGAAUCUUUCCAUCUUUUCCAAAAGAAUCUUUAUAAAAGAAAAGAUGUUCUAUUGCCAUUAGUUCUCUUAUUUAAAAAUAUCUAGAUUAAAUUGACCAGACCCAGCUUUUUUUUAGAUAGUCCUUUCCCAAGCGAAGACUUUCAAAUGACUUAGAAAAACAUAUGUACUCCAGGUAUCAUUGCCUUUUCUAUGGGGAGUCAUUAGAAUAAAAGAUCAAAAUUUUCUAAAAAGAAAACAGAUCCACUGACAUUAAACCCCAGCAAAUACAGUCAUUGGAAUCAUUUCUUUCUGUUCCUAGGAAAGAAGUAAAUAGCAAAGGCGGAUUAAUACCUACAUAUUUUAAACUAAGUGAUCAUUUCAAAAAAAACUUUUGACCUUUCCCUUCAAGUAGAUUUUAAAUAUAUAUGUGACUGAGAAUGAUCUUAAAUAAUUCAUGAUGAGAGGCAAGUAGGAAUUGGUUAAAAAGUAUGAGCUAGGGAAAAAUAAUUGUUUCAUCACAUGAAUGGCAAUAUCUACUCAGUAAAAAAGCACAUAAUCAAAAUGAAAGAAAAUGUCCUCUGUAUGAAUAUAGAUGUGGGAGAUAAAGAUACAAUAAACAUAAAAAUGUAAAUUAUUAUUCCUUUUUUCCAUUCUAGAGCUUAAGCUUUGGGGAUCAAUUUAAUGUAAAAUGCUAUGAUGGUAGUUAUAAAGAGUUGAGGCAAAAUAUUUUCUGCCACUGCUUCUAACAAACUCUUGUUCUGGUUGAUAGAACUUCAUUUUCUUGCUAGUUAUUUGAAGUAAUAAGAAGACAAAUGAGUUGACACAUCAUUAAAGUGCAAAGAAGGGAAGAUUUAAGAAACUUGAAUAAUGAUAAAAAGGGCUUCCAUCUCUAGCUUUCUUUUUGGAAUUUCCCUUCAAUAUGGCUAUUGUAAACUAUACCUUUUAUUUUAUCACAAAGAAUACUCAGAAGUUUUCUCAGAUUAAUGGACUAUCUCAUAAAGAAGAGCAAAGAAACCUACACAUACAACUUAAAUAGAAAGCCAUUCUCCUUUUCAUUUAUAUAUUUAAGAGUAAGCACUUCUCCAUUUAUUUAUUUGAAAAUAAUUACAUAAUAAUGUACUAAUAAUUUUUAACAAUUUUGUAAUAUUGUUUUUAUCUCCAAAUCAUAAACUAAAAAGAAAUCUACUAGGUUUAGGAUCUUAGGUUAGAUGCUGCAUCUGGGGUCUUUCAAAGUGCACAUUAAUUUAAACUGUAUUAGUUUCUUUUAGUUUUGAAACAUAAAAACUAAGACUAAAUUUUUAAGAGGGAAAAUAAGGUAUAUUAUAGGCAUUUAUAUUUGGCUGCUCGAUAAAGUUUCUGAGCAUCUCUAAAGAAUGUUACCUAUGAUAUCUUUCUCUCUCUUUUUUCUUCCCCACCCCCAUACAUCCCUUUUCUUGUUAACCUCUCUCAUCUCUGUUUCUAUUGGUUUUGACUAAACAAACAUGUCCUCAGGACACUAAUGAAGAUAUCCUAGAGCAGCUUGCUACUGAUUUUGCCUGAAAAAUUCCUCUCCUAGUACCACAUUUGUUCAAACUCUAAAUCAUAAAGAACAGCAGACAGUGAUGAACAGACUAGACUGACCUAUUGCAGUCAUUGAAAGAAGUGACAAAAAGAGUGCAUGACUCCCAGCCUAGAUGUCCCAGCUCGGCUGGGGUUCCAUCUUGGAUGCUAGAAAGAACGUCCCCAGUCCAACAGUGUGAGUUAACAAUAGGGAAAGGUAGCGGCUAUUUCCUUUUCAAACAACAACCAUCUCUAUGGAUGGUUGAAUAAUCUUAAGACUAUCCCAAAUCAAUGAGGAAAAAAUUACAUAGUCCCUCAGUGGAGACUUCAGAAUCUCUUUACCCCACCCUUGGAAUGAACCAUGAACUUGCAAAGAACUCAGACCAAAGUUCCAUGCCUUGAAAAUGUACCCAUUUCUUUAUUACGGCCAAGAAGUCAGUGGGCCUGUUACUGUGACUAUAGACAAUACCUCUAGAAAGUUUCUCGUUAGAAUAUCCUAAAGAAAUAUAUUCUAUCUUACCUUCUUUCUCUUUAUCACACAAACACAAAUUAGUCAUACCUCUUAUAAUCAAUAUGAUGCAGAGAAGGUGAGCAACUGAAUAAAAGAAGCAUUUUGAUAUUAAAAAUAUAAAAAACAUGACCAUAAAACCUGCCGGACGUUAAUCUUAACCAGUUGCAACACUUCUUGCUCUUAAUAGCCACUCAUAGGUUUUGAAAAUUGUCUUAAAAUAACUAUUUUGGGGAGUACAGUGUACUCAGGAGAGCGGGAGAAAGUGUUGUGCUAUUUUCUUCUCAAUCAUAGUGAUUAUUUCCCUAGUGACUAUGAAGAGAUUUACUUAUUUAUCAGAUAAGCUCUUUUGAUUCUUCAUUAAAUGUAAGCCCAAGAUGCACCCAAAAGAAAGAUACAUUCUCUUUCUUUUGUAUAAAUCAUCUACAAGUUGAUUGAAAGCAAUAAAAAAUAAUGAUCCCUUCUAUUAACCUAAAGCUUAAGCUUAAAACUUGUCACUGCUUUUAACAACAACAAAAAAAAUGAUGCCAAUUCAAUAUGAGUUCUCAGGUACAUCUCAUGUACAUCACAAAGUCAGACAUCACAUUUUGGUCAGGGUAUUUUUUUGCAUAUGUAGAUUUUAUAUUACUUAUACACAAGCAAAUUAAUAUAAAUGGUCAGUUAUUUCAAUUGACUGUAAUCUUUCAAGUUAAAAAAUUUUUAACUUAAAAAAAGUUUUAACACAAGAUAAAAAAAAAUAAUAUUAACAGGGAUGGAAAAUUCAUAAUGGCUAAAAAGAAAAUAAGCUUUGUCUUCACAGUUAGAAACUAACUCUUGUACGUUUCCCUUUGCACUAAAAAAUAACUAGCCAAGAGUUUCCAUUCACACGAACAAUGUGUGAUCAGAUUUGGUGUAGUCUGUGCCCAAAAGUGUGUUGGGUAUUUCUUCACCUUAUGUUCUUAAAAUCAGAGACAUGAUUUCCAUAGAAUAAAUUAGGAGUUUAUGUAUAGUAGAACCUAAUACUAUUAACACAUUAAUACAUUCCAUUCAUAAUACUAUUAUUGAGAAAUCAAACUGACAACCUUAUAUCAGGUAUUUCCCACAUCUCAUUCAAUUCAUAGGACAUUUUUGGACUUGCAUUUCACCAAGAACUAUGGAGUAACAAGAUAAAUGAUACAGAGGUUCUAUGAGAUUUUUGGAGUUCAUUCCCUAGGACAUGCUAAAGAAGUCUAUUUAAAAGAAACCCAGCUAAUUAAAAUAAAAAAAAAUUAUCAAAUCAUUAUAAUUAAUAAGCAUAAAAGAAAUUGGUAAAGAAACCAUGUCUUUCCUGGCUUUAUCUGUGAUUAAUUCUGUCCAGCUUUAAAGAAUGGUUAACUUUAUCUUUUAACUUUAGAAUGGCUAAAGUGUUCUAAGUUUUGGUUUUCCUAGCUGUUGAUUUUCCUUUAGAUUUUUGACAAUUAGGGCAAUUUGUCUGUAACCUUACUCACAGAAGAUACUUUGCUUGGAUUUCUGUUAAUAAGAGGCAGAAGACUGUGGGAACAAGUAACAAAAGCAGGUUAAUAUAUGUACUAGUUGUUUUCUAUAAAUGUUCUUUGGAAAAGUAACACGCAAAGUCAUUGGCUUAGAUAAUCCUUCUAUAUUUGCAUUAAUUUGACUUACUUUACCAAGUUAUUAUUAGUUCUUUUUAAUUGAUCUUCUAUUAUUCAGCCAUCCAUCCAUUCAUUAAUUUAACAAAGAUUUAUUGAAGUGCCCAGCACGAUUUAUGUACUAUAGAAAAGGCAAGGAUGUUUAUAAUGGGAGAUUGUGAGCCCAGUGGGUGCAUUUGAAGCAGAAGACAGUAAUCGCACCCAACUGCUCUAAUUCAGUUCAACAUCAAAAUCCAGCAGUAAUAGUACAGAUGGCCUAAAAUACAUCUGUGUGUAUCUGUAUGUGUGCACACACCCAUGUAUAUAUAUUUAUCUAUCUGUACAAACACUACAUAUGUAUACACACUAUCUAUGUAAUAUAUAAUAUAUGUAUAAUGCAUAUAAAUUCUAACAAGUGUAUUUGUGUUAUCUUUAAAAUAGAACAAUUGUAUCUUGAAGUGAUAAAUGCAGAGAAUUGGUUUUUAUUGUUGAUCUGUGGAUUUAAUGAUUUUUAGGUGAAAAGGAUGUUUAAGUGUAUAAUUUCUUUUCUUAAUUUAAUAUAUUUAUGUAAAUGCAUGCCUGAAAUUUGGUUAGAUUGGCUGUGUUUGUGUCCUUUAACAUGAUCAAAUGUAUUAAACUUUAUCUUAUGAUCUAA
Bubalus bubalis (water buffalo) is the source of this 8667-nucleotide messenger RNA. It is a transcript of the gene HHIP, whose product is annotated as hedgehog interacting protein. The record is from RefSeq and is a predicted model, not a curated record. The coding region runs from base 2 to 2107 and encodes 701 amino acids. The transcript has 13 exons. NCBI's taxonomy places the organism in Eukaryota, Metazoa, Chordata, Mammalia, Artiodactyla, Bovidae.